UGACUUUGGUUUCUGCUCUAUAUUCCAACAAAAUAGUUUAACUAAAGUUAUUUUAAUCUCGAAAUAAAGAUUAUUUAUUUAAUAAUUUGAAAUUUUACUAAUAAAUAAUAUGGAAAGUGUUUUGCCAAUUUGUCGGGUCUGUUUAAAUGCCACCAACGAAUGUAUUGACUUCCAAGCACCCUUCGAAUUGGUGGAAAAUAAUCCACAAGAAAAUGAAUCUGUGACGCCAAUAAAUUAUUUAGAAUGUUUGCGUUUAUGUACAAAUUUACCCAUCGAGGAGUUUGAUGAUGGGCCACAAUGUCUGUGUACCGGGUGUGCUACAGAAUUAGAAAUUGUUUAUAAAUUUCUACAGAAAGCACAAAGUUCUCAAUCAAUAUUAGAGGAAAGCUGGCAGAAUGAUGGUCAAAAUAAUGAAACUAUGGAAUUGACAGAAAUUUAUAUUGAAAAGUUCGAGGAGGAAGCAGCAGUCGGGACAACGAAUGAUAACGAUGAAAUAUUAAAUCAAUCAGAAGCCGAUGAAUAUUUUAAUAUGAGUGACUAUCAUAUUUUGACUCAUAUGGAGGAGGAAUUUGAAAUAAGUGAAAUCGAACCGAAAGAAACUCCACGAGACCAAUAUUCACAUAUAAAUUCUAAUUCUUUACGGGAUAAAACAAAGACAAACAAUUCUAAAUAUCACAAAUGUCACAUUUGCGGUCGUACGUAUAAAACCGUCCAUCACCUCAAAGUUCAUCUUAACUAUCAUAAACGCCGGAAUGUACAAGGGCAAGGUCAUACCUGUAGAAUUUGUGGCGAAGAGUUUCGUUUAGAAAGUUUACUGACAGAACAUAUGAUUGAUCACAAAAACAGUCGUCAGAUACAUAAAUGUGAACACUGCGAUAAGGAAUUUAUCAGCAAAACAGCUUUAAUAAGUCAUAAACGUAUACAUCAAGGAGAACCAUUAAAUUGUAACGAAUGUGGAAAACAAUUCAGUGGCACCUACGAGUUAAAAGUGCACCUAAGAUUUCAUAAACGUGAAAAACAAGAAAAGCUACCAGGAAAACAAUGCAAAAUAUGCCUCAAAGAAUUUGCAACACAACGUUAUCUGAACCAACAUAUGAACGUGCACCUCGAUAAAAGGGCAACACACAAAUGUAAUUAUUGUGAUAAGGAAUACGUUACCCAAACGGCACUUAACAAUCACAAACGUUUACACGAGGGACAGACAUUAGAGUGCAUGGAAUGCGGUAAACAAUUUACACGUAAUUACGAAUUGGAAAUACACAUGAGAUUUCACAAACGUGAAUAUCCCUUCGAGUGUUCUAUGUGUGAAAAGAAAUUUACCAUUAAGGGACACUUGAAAACACACAUGUUGCAACAUCAGAACAUUAAAUUAGAAUGUGAGGAGUGUGGUAAAUUAUUUGGCUCUACAAAAGCACUAAAUGAACAUUCCUAUACACAUACAGAAAUGCCUUACCCUUGUGAAUUUUGCAACAAAGCCUAUCCAUCAAAACAAAAAUAUAAAUUACAUUUGGAAAAAGUACACUCCAUUGAAAGCCAAGAUCUAGAUUUAUCACAGCUUCAGAGUUUAACAAAUAAGACGAAUUUAAAAAAACGUAAAAAUUUCACAUAUGUUCAAGUUAUAGAGGAACAAGAAGACAAUGAAUACAGUCAAAUAGAUCAACCCUUAAAUAAAUAACUUUAACAAUAAUUUUUAUACCCUACACCACUUUAGUGGGGAGGGUAUAUUGGAUUUGUGCUGAUGUUUGUAACAUACAAAAAUAUUCGUCCCAGACCCACCUUAAAGUAUACCA
Molecule: messenger RNA, 1790 nt
Organism: Lucilia sericata (common green bottle fly)
Lineage: Eukaryota; Metazoa; Arthropoda; Insecta; Diptera; Calliphoridae
Product: zinc finger protein 501-like
Exons: 7
Coding region: 110-1675 (521 amino acids)
Biological process (GO): regulation of transcription by RNA polymerase II
Cellular component (GO): nucleus; chromosome
Molecular function (GO): chromatin insulator sequence binding; zinc ion binding
Source: RefSeq, a predicted model, not a curated record